AAACUUCUACCUUUCCCGUCUUCCUCUACCUCCCCUCGUCUGCACUUGUGCUCCCCUCUUUCCCCGUGAGCGCUGGCGUGAACCUCCUUGGGCACCUCCUUGGGCACCUCCUUGCUUGCCCCACCAUCCCCCAUGCGCCCACGCUCCCACGCCCCAACGCCCCCACCCCCCAUCCACGUAUGUGCCCACCUCGCCAUGUCUUCACACUGCCGUCCCCCCAAAAUGCCGUCGCCCCCAUGCAUGCAUGCAGCAUGGGUGGGCGCGAAGCAGCAUGGGUGGGCGCGAAGAAGCAUGGCAUGGCGGGGAAGAGGGAGGGGCGGGUGAAGGAGCAGUACCCGUGGGCUUCCCACCGCUGGCUCGACUCGCUCCUCCGCCUGCCUGCGCAGCGGCAGCGCCUCUUCCUCGCCCACCGCCUGGCCACGAGCCCGCUGUCGAACGCACUGGGCGGGGUGGUGUUCCUGGGCACGCCCUUUUAUAUGAAGAGCUGGGAGCGCAACGGCAUGGUGCUGCUGCUCGCCACCACCGCCGUGUCCGUGGGGGUGACGUUCGUGGUCAUGUGGGGCUACGUGCUGCUGUGGCGCGUCGUCGUGCUCGCUAUUGCCGGCCAGCUUGCCAGCACCACCACUCCGAGCUACGUGCCCUUCUCCCUCGCCACUGCUGUUCUCAUCUUCGCCAUCAUCAGUGUGGCCAUGGAGCUCUGGCGUAGCACAGCCUUUUACAGCGGCAACAUCUACCACUCGCCCGGCUUUGAUUGGUCGCAUGCCAUGUCAGCACUCGUCAUCCAUGCCGGCAAAUUAGACGAAGCCAGCCUGGCGCUCUCCACCGAGCCUAUCGCCCGAGCCUACAUCUUCCCGCAGCUGGCCUCCAUGCUCAAGCUCCCCUUCUGGAAACCCCUCCCGCGCCGCCCGGUCACGAGAAAAUGUUCCGAAUGGACGCUGUACAUCAGCAACACUGCCCGGAUCCUCAUGUGGAACGUAAUUUUCAUCCUGCCCGCAGCGGCAGUGGCGCUGCUGUCGCGCGUGCUGGCGCCGGUGGUAAUCUCAAUGGUGCGCAACGUGAUCGUGACGGUGAGCUUCGGGCUGUCCCCCAAGGAGCUGAGCUUCGCCAGUGUGUUUGUGGACGAACGACUCGACCUCGGCUUGGCGUCACAACACAUCGAACACUGGAACGUGCAGAAACUGCUGGCGCUGGCCAAGACGAGGUCGCUGCAGGGCGAGCUGAUGGAGGGGUAUGAGGACGACACGUGUGACAUGGGGGAGGCUCUAUUUGGGGACGGGCUACCUGAGGAGGGGGUUCCUCGGGAGGGCAUACCUCGAAAGAAGGUACCCGUGACAGGGGUACGUGGAGAGGGGCUGAUUGGAAGAGAGGGGAAGGUGGAAGAGAGAAAGGAGGAGGAGGGGGUUGGAGGUGGGGAGGUGAGAGUGAGGAGGCAAGGGGACGCGGACGAAAGAUCGGGUGGUGAGGGCGAAGGGAGUCCUCUGAUAGACUCGACACAGACAGAUGCGACAAGACCACAGCAGGAGGGCUGCAUAGAUGCAGCUGAGCCUCUUGACUCGCGAGCACGGCUCUCAGGUACACUGGGCAGCGGUCCACCAGUGGAACCCGCUGCUGCGGCCCUGCAGCAGGUGGCAGCAGGAGGAGGCGAGGAGGGAGUGGAGGGCCGCGCAGCCUGCAGCUCGAUGCGGAGCCGCUUCCGACGGCGCGUCACGUUCACCGAGCGGUCUCUGCGACAGGGGGAGAGGAGAGCGGAGGGGGGUGAGGAUGGGGGUGAGGAGGGGGGUGAGGAGGGGGGUGACGGCAAGGAGAAGCGAGGAGGGGAAGGAAGCAGCUCAGAGGGAGCUGGAAGUGCAGCAUGGAAGGGGGGAGUGGGCGGUUCAUCAAGAGAUGGUUUGGGCGGGGCCUCUGUCGGGGAUGCACAUGAAGAGAUGAAAGGCAAGCAGCAGCGGGGAGUGGAGGAGAAGGGCAUGGGGUCCAGGCACGGCAGUGGCAGCAGGGGUGAGCGGCUGGCAUAUGAGUUCCUGUGGGACGAUGGAGUGCUGGAGGCAGCCGCGCGCGAGUCAGAGACGUACACGCUGCUCAGGCCGCAGCUGCACGCCAUCACCCACAACCCCCGCCUCUCUGACCAGGAGUGCGUGCGGCAGGUGAGGCAGCAGACAGACAGGUGA
Messenger RNA from Closterium sp. NIES-65, 2165 nucleotides. The record is from the annotation of a GenBank genome assembly. NCBI's taxonomy places the organism in Eukaryota, Viridiplantae, Streptophyta, Zygnematophyceae, Desmidiales, Closteriaceae.